CCCCGGUAGUUCCGCUUCCGGCAGCACCAGAUAAAUCGCGAGAGGAGAGUUAAAACCUGCCGUUUGCAUUUAGGACCACUUCGGUUUGCAAUGGUCCGUAGUGGGAAAAAUGGUGACCUUCAUCUUAAACAGAUCGCGUACUAUAAGCGCACAGGGGAGUAUCACCCAACUACACUGUCAAGUGAGAGAAGUGGCAUCAGGCGAGCAGCUAAGAAAUUUGUCUUCAAAGAAAAAAAGCUGUUUUAUGUGGGGAAAGACAGAAAACAAAAUCGUUUGGUAGUUGUUUCCGAAGAGGAGAAGAAGAAAGUGCUGAGAGAAUGCCAUGAGAAUGGCCCUGGUGUACAUCAUGGCAUAUCCAGAACCCUCACUCUAGUGGAGUCUGGCUACUACUGGACGUCUGUGACCAAUGAUGUCAAGCAGUGGGUAUAUGCUUGUCAGCAUUGCCAAGUAGCAAAAAAUACAGUUAUCGUAGCACCUCAGCAGCACCUUCCCAUGGUGGGAAACCCGUGGAGUGUAGUUACUGUUGAUCUGAUGGGACCUUUUCAUACAAGCAACAGAAGUCAUGUGUAUGCUAUAAUCAUGACAGAUUUGUUCACAAAAUGGGUUAUGAUUUUGCCUUUAUGUGAUGUUUCAGCAUCAGAAAUUUCUAAAGCUAUUAUCAAUAUAUUUUUCCUAUACGGACCUCCUCAGAAAAUAAUAAUGGACCAAAGAGAUGAAUUCAUUGAACAGAUCAAUGUAGAACUAUAUAGAUUAUUUGGUGCAAAAGAGAUUGUAAUUUCUCAUGCUUCUGGAAGUGUUAAUCCAGCUGAAAGUACACCUAGUACAAUCAAAACAUUCCUCUCGAAACACUGUGCUGACCACCCAAGCAACUGGGAUGAGCAUCUGCCCGCUCUUUCCUUUGCCUUCAAUGUGACUCACUCGGAGCCUACUAAAAACACACCAUAUUUCCAAAUGUUCAAUCGGAAUCCGUGCAUGUUGGAGUGUCCUUCUGAAGAGGGAGGUGAAGGUACAAGUGUGUUUGCCAGGAUCGUAGCUGCGGUUAGAGAAGCCGAUGGAGUGGUGGAGAGCAAGACGCCAGCAGCGGGCCAGAUGGAGAACAACAAUUCGGAUGAAUUAAGUAAAAGCAAAGUUGUUAAAAAGAAAGCAAAGCAGUUAAAUCCCUUUCAUUUGAAAGUGGGUCAUGAGGUUUUAAGACAGAGGAAGAACUGGUGGAAGGAUGGCCGCUUCCAAUCUGAGUGGGUCGGGCCUUGUGUCAUUGACUACAUUACAGAAAGCGGAUGUGCUGUCCUCAGAGAUAACACGGGGACCAGACUCAAACGACCAAUCAAAAUGUCCCACCUUAGGCCCUAUGUGAGAGAGUCCAGUGAGCAGGAAAGUCUUUAUCUCCUGCAAGGUUCAAUAGUGGCAGAUCACGACUACAUUGGGUUACCUGAAAUCCCAGUUGGGACAUACCAGGCAAAUAUCCUGGUAGAAGAUGCAACUAUUGGGAUAGCUGAUAAUGAAUUAUUGAUAUCAAGCAAGGAUCAUGAACUCUUAGAAUAUAGAAAUUCCAAAAUCUCUGCAUUGGUAGAAGACCACAAUUCUCUUGAGAAACAGACUUUUAGUCUACUGGAUUCUUCAAAUCAAGUUCUCGAGUACUUAAGUUAGUAAAUACCAGAAUUAAUUUAAAAUGCUUGCAUAGAAUGUAUAUAUUUCUAGUUUGUAAGUAUUUUAUCUAUUAAAAUAGAUUGUAUAGAAGAGAGAUCUUGGUACUAUGUUAAUAACUAAAUUCUGAAAGCUUAUUUUAAACCUUCCUAAAGUUGUUACAUGUUUGAGUACAAAUAAAUAUAUGUAACAAAAGUAUACAAUGUGUAGAAUUCAGAAAUUUCUCAGAAUACAUUGUUAGGAAAUAAAUUCUAGUAGAGAAGUCUCAAACCUUUUUCUAUAUUGGUACUGCAUUUUCUCUUCUAAUUUUCCAGUAAUAUAUCCCCCUUUUAAAUAAAUUUAAACUAAUUGUAGUUUAGUUCAUAAAUGUUGAAUGAACAGUAACAUAAAUUUAAUGAAACUUUAUCUGUGACAUUGGAACAUUUUAAGUUUGUAUUUGUGUGUGUGUGUGUGUGUGUGUGUGUGUGUGUGUGUGUGUGUCUGAGCAUGGCUUUGGGCAUGUGAGUACAGUGAAUGUAAAGGCUAGGUGAGGGUAUUGGAUAUGCUGAAGCUGAAGUUAUAGGUGAUUGGGCACCAGCCAGGUUGAGUACUGGGAGCCGCACUGGGAUCCACUGCACCAGCAGGACAUACUCCAGCUGAAGGACAGAUGACUUUCAGGAAGAGUGAAGCCAUCUGACCUCAUAUCACAGACCAAAGACAUUGCAGACAGAAUUCUAGAAAGAAACUACAACAAAGUGGUUAGAGUAGCCUUAGCUUGCUCUCCUGGACAGAGCAGAGUUCAGGACGGGAGCCUACUGCAGUGCCCACAUGGUUGAUAGUGACUGUGUCCUUUGUUGUCUCAAUGAAGUCACUUUCUUCUAAGUUUCUUUUUGAGAUCAUCUGACUUGAAGUUGGCCCAUUUUACUUGAUCUAUUUAAGGAGGCCAGUUAGUUUUCAGAUUCAUUUCUGAGUGGCAGAUUCUGAAUAGCUAAAAAUAAAGUUUUCCUUUCCUGAGUAAUUUCUCAUCAGAUUUUUGUUGUGUGUGAGUCAAAUCAGUCUACAUUAUUCUUGCAAAUUAUCCCCAAAUCUUAACAACUUAAGACAAUAAAGCUUUAUUUCCUGGC
Grammomys surdaster is the source of this 2747-nucleotide messenger RNA. RefSeq names its product gypsy retrotransposon integrase 1 (gene Gin1). The transcript is spliced from 8 exons. NCBI's taxonomy places the organism in Eukaryota, Metazoa, Chordata, Mammalia, Rodentia, Muridae. Gene Ontology annotation, molecular function: nucleic acid binding. The coding region runs from base 91 to 1647 and encodes 518 amino acids. Gene Ontology annotation, biological process: DNA integration. The record is from RefSeq and is a predicted model, not a curated record.